GGCGCCGCCCUGCGUUGGGCAGGCGCCUCCCGUCUAGGAGCCGCCGUCCCCUUCCAGACGCUGAGGAGUCGCUGCUCUGGCCGCUGCCCACCGGAGCUGUGCAGGGAGGACAGCCUGCGGCGCGGCGAGGGAUGCGGCCUCGGAGGGGCAGAGGCUGAGCCGGCCCUUUUCCGCGGCACACUGCUCCCGCCUCCUCCGCGGCGCCCGCCCCGCCUGAUUCACGGCGGGAGCGGCAGGAGGGAGAACUCCGACUCCGCGGCAGGAAAGUAAAUAAACUUAAUUGAGAAUGUCUGAAAACCUUGACAAAUCCAAUAUAAACAAAGCAGGAAAAUCAAAAUCAAACGAUUCUGAGCAAAACCUUGAAGAUGCUGUGGAAGGUUCUGAUGAAGCUUUACAGGAAAAAACAAAGUUGGGCUCUCCCAGCCCCCAAAGAGUGCAAAGACCUCACUCUAGUCCUCCUCAAUUUGUGACAGUAGAAGAACUUCUAGAGACAGCAAAAGGAGUCACUAAUAUGGCUCUAGCACAUGAAAUUGUAGUAAAUGGAGACUUUCGGAUUAAACCAGUUGAGUUACCAGAAGACAGCUUGGAGAAGAGAGUAAAGGAGAUUGUACAUAAAGCCUUUUGGGAUUGCUUGAGUGUCCAGCUAAGUGAAGACCCCCCCACAUAUGACCAUGCCAUCAAACUUGUAGGAGAGAUCAAAGAGACUCUUUUAUCUUUCUUGCUGCCUGGUCACACCAGACUGAGAAACCAAAUAACAGAAGUCUUGGAUCUAGAUCUGAUAAAGCAGGAAGCAGAGAAUGGGGCCCUGGACAUUUCCAAGCUGGCAGAAUUCAUUAUUGGCAUGAUGGGGACACUGUGUGCACCUGCUCGAGAUGAGGAAGUUAAGAAAUUAAAGGACAUUAAGGAAAUAGUGUCCCUUUUCAGGGCAAUUUUUUCUGUGUUGGACCUAAUGAAAGUGGAUAUGGCGAACUUUGCCAUCAGUAGCAUUCGGCCACAUCUCAUGCAGCAGUCAGUUGAAUAUGAAAGGAAGAAGUUUCAAGAAAUUUUGGAGAAGCAACCAAAUUCCCUGGACUUUGUCACCCAGUGGCUAGAAGAAGCCUCAGAUGACCUUAUGAAUCAGAAGUAUAAGCAUGCCCUGCCAGCUGGGGGAGGGGCCACUGGCUCUGGGGGCGCUCCCGUGCCGAGUCAUGCUGCUGUCCAGAAUUGUGCAUACCUGAAGCUUCUGAAAUGGGACCACCUCCAGAGACCUUUCCCUGAAACAGUUUUGAUGGACCAAUCUCGCUUCCAAGAACUCCAGCUCCAGCUGGAGCAACUGACCAUCCUGGGGGCUGUGUUAUUGGUCACAUUCAGCAUGGCAGCCCCGAGAAUUUCCAGCCAGGCUGGCUUUGCUGAGAAACUCAAGAUGAUUGUGAAGAUUUUGCUAACAGAUAUGCAUCUGCCCAACUUCCAUCUGAAGGAUGCCCUGACUACUGUUGGGGAGAAAGUCUGCCUGGAGGUGAACAGCUGCCUUGCCCUGUGUGGCUCCUCCCUCUUUACCGCAGACAAGGAGACCGUGCUGAAGGGCCAGAUCCAGGCCAUGGCCAGUCCUGACGACCCUAUUUGCAGGAUCAUGGAAUCCCGAAUCCUGACCUUCUUAGAAACCUACCUUGCCUCGGGCCAUCAGAAGCCAUUACCCGCAGUACCUGGGGGAUUGGGUCCAGUUCAGAAAGAGCUGGAAGAAGUUGCUAUUAAGUUUGUCCGCCUGGUCAACUAUAACAAGAUGGUCUUCUGUCCCUACUAUGAUGCAAUCCUCAGUAAGAUCCUCACGAGAUCCUAACGUGUGUGCACCCUCCAGCAGCAGUAUUAUUCACUCUCCUCCAAGUAGCUGUUCUCAACUAUAAUGUUGCUUUGGAAAAUGGCUGUGUAGUAAAUUUUUAUUUAAAAGCGCUGAUUCCAAAGGGAAGAAUAUUGUAUCCCUGUUGAAGAGACUUGUUGAAAAAAUGUACUGAAUUCUAUUUUGACAGAUUGUAUUUAUGAGUGCAAGUUUACAAAUCAAAGAAGCUUUUUGUUACCUUGAGUUUUAUAGGUAACACUCAGCUUUUAAACAGUUGACUGCCUGUGUCUCCUUUCAUACUCUAUCAUGAUUACAGCAGCCAUGUCCUUCCAAGGAGGCUGGGACCUCUCUCUUCUGCGAUCUGGGUAGUUCUUUCAGAUACCCCAUGCUGACAGCCACCCAAGAGUAAAAGAGACCAAGCCAUGACUUUACCUCUUGUCCCCUCCCACAGCCCCCCACUCCUCCUCUUCCCAGGUAUUUUGUGUUAGAUUGGCCAUCUUCUUAGAUAGUCUUACUACCUUUUUCUUCGCCCCUGUUUUUUGCUUCCUCCCUUCCUGGCCUAGCCGGGGCUCCAGAGCCCUUUUGUCCUAGAUUUUAUUUCAUUUUAAAAAGCUGGUUCUUUUAUACAAAAUCCUGAGCCUGGAUGAUAGCAGUUAUGACUUACGGGAUCUAGAGAAAGGAAAUUCUUUGAUUUUUAAGCCUUGAAAGUUAAGGAGGAAAUUAAAAACAUAUGAGGGCACUUCAGAAAGUUUGUGGAAAAAAUAGAAUUGAAAGAUAAUACAAGUCUUUCCAUGAACUUUUUGAAGUACCCUCAUAUUUAUGUAUAGUUUAGUGUAAUACAGAAGAAGAGAAAUGUCUUGGAUUUUUACUGAAAAAUUCACUCUGAUAUAAAACACAGAUGUAUUGAUUGAAUUAACAUUCUGGAAUUAAAUUUAUGUGUUUUCAGAUAAAAUAGCCCAAGCUCACUAAUCUCUUAGAUAAGGAAGACAUAGAAAAUACCUGGGUUUGUAUUUUUGGUGUCUGGCCUUGACCUUGCUGUUAUCAGCACCACGCUCUACCAAGUGAGCUGACCAGCCAGCCCUAUCCCUAGUUUUUGAGCAGUAGUUUUCAAGGAACUUCAGUGACCAGAAUUCCUGACAUGCCUGUGACUGUAAGAAAAAUUUGGGUGUCACAGACAGAUCUGUUCUGUUUAAAACUAAAGUGUGUUGUGUGUAUUUUAUUUUAUUUAUUUUUUAAAGAGAUGACCGGUAAGGGGAUCUUAACCCUUGGCUUGGUGUUGUCAGCACCACGCUCUCCCAGGCGAGCCAACCGGCCAUCCCUAUAUAGGGAUCUGAACCCGUGGCCUUGGUGUUAUCAGCACCACACUCCCAAGUGAGCCACAGGCCAGCCCUUGUGUGUGUGUGUUUUAGACAAGGACAUUAUAUUAGAAGCAGAGCCAUGAAGUUGUUGGAGUGAUCUCCAACUGCCAGAACAGCAAGGAGUAAAUAAUGGAAGGAAUCCCUUUAUUAAAGCUGUUGAUGGGUGGGGUGGGGAGACAGGGUUGAAAGCAGCAAGAGGAACAUUGGGUACGGAAGGGUGUAAGUUCGUUGCUCCUGAGGCUGUCUACUGAUACCAGGCUCCUUAAGAGUGAAUGGUUAUACUGGGGAGGUGUGAUUUCUUCAAAUACAUGCUACAAACUGU
This is a messenger RNA of Cynocephalus volans (Philippine flying lemur), 3493 nucleotides long. It is a transcript of the gene TCP11L1, whose product is annotated as t-complex 11 like 1. Gene Ontology annotation, biological process: signal transduction. The coding region runs from base 287 to 1816 and encodes 509 amino acids. Lineage: Eukaryota; Metazoa; Chordata; Mammalia; Dermoptera; Cynocephalidae. The record is from RefSeq and is a predicted model, not a curated record. The transcript is spliced from 10 exons.